Molecule: messenger RNA, 1497 nt
Organism: Penicillium soppii
Lineage: Eukaryota; Fungi; Ascomycota; Eurotiomycetes; Eurotiales; Aspergillaceae
Product: MIP/aquaporin family protein
Exons: 3
Coding region: 1-1497 (498 amino acids)
Biological process (GO): glycerol transmembrane transport; water transport
Cellular component (GO): plasma membrane
Molecular function (GO): water channel activity; glycerol channel activity
Source: RefSeq, a predicted model, not a curated record
AUGAAUCGACAGCCCACUGCAUCGGGCAGCUUCUACUGCGGCUGUGGUGUGUCAUCGCAACGAAGGCCCUCGCUAUACAGCAAGGUCGCAAGUCAGAACGCUAUCCAAACUGUACCAUCGCACACCGUGGCCGGUCCAAACACGAUGAACGGCCAAUCAACACAGGGACCAGUAUACCAGGAUCCUGAAUAUCAAUCCAUGAACCCACGGUAUGGCAAAGAUAACGAAAAGCCAGUCUGGGGGCUAGCGAAGCCCCUACCUCGCGUUGUGCGACCAGGGAUGCGCCGCAAUGAAACUACUGACCAGAAAUCGUACAACACGAAUCCUCGGGGUGAGGCAGAGCCGGCUCCUGAGCUCGGCGCCACGCCUGGUCUGGCUAACUCGCGCUCCAAUGCUACCGAUCGCCGCACUGCACCGCCGCCUCCCCAACAUCCCCCGACUUACGCAUCUGCUGCUCAGGAGGGCUUACCGCAAGAGUACGCCGUAUACGAAGCCCAGCCCGAUGGACUCUUGCGUCCGAUGGAAAACGAAGUUGAAGAUGGUUCUCGCACUACCCAGGAGGAAAACAUGGUCCAGCCGCCUAGAGAGGAGUUUUUAAAUCAAUGGGUGAGGGUUCGACAUCUACUGAAAGAACCUUUUGCCGAAUGGCUUGCUACAACAAUCGCCCUUCUCAUCGGUCUCUGCGGAACCCUUGCCGUCUCAACGGGCGGAACAAGCGCCGGAACCAUAUUAUCAAAAAACUGGGCCUGGGGCCUUGGAUCUAUGGUCGGCAUCUACCUUGCUGGUGGUGUGUCCGGUGCGCAUCUUAACCCAGGCAUCUCUAUCGCACUUUGGGUCUUCCGUGGUUUUCCUGGACGACGGUGCUGUUACUAUAUAGUCGCUCAGUUGCUUGGUGGGCUCACUGCUGCGGGGUUGGCGUACUGCAUCUAUCGAGAUUCCAUUGUCGCUUUCGCGCCGACCGUGUCGGCUGGUAGCUCUGGGCUUGGGUUUUAUACCGAGCCUUUGAGCCAUGUUAGCUCUGUGACGGCAUUCUUUACUGAGUUCAUUGCCGAUGCGAUUCUUCUUUGUGUAGUCUUUGCGAUGGGUGAUGAUAGCAAUGCUCCGCCUGGUGCGGGUAUGCAUUCAUUUGUCAUCGGUUUGGUGAUUUAUGUAAUAUGCAUUGGCUUGGGCUUUAAUACUGGAGGGUGUCUGAAUCCAGUGCGAGACUUUGGCCCACGGAUUGUCGCUCUCCUAGCUGGCUAUGGAGUCGAAACAUUCACUGCUCGCAGUGGCUGGUGGUUCUGGGGCGGCUGGGUAGCUACAAUUACUGGCUGUCUUGUGGGCGCCACACUUUACGAUACCUUCAUUUUCAUUGGUGGUGAAUCUCCUAUCAACUACGCGCCGAGACGAAGAAGACGAGCUAAGCUGAAGAAAGAAUCCAAAUGGAGGAAGAGACUUGGUAUUGGGAAAGAAAAACUGCCUUCUCUGGAAGAGGGUAUCAAAAAACUGGAAGAUUAG